Letharia columbiana is the source of this 576-nucleotide messenger RNA. RefSeq lists its product as uncharacterized. Gene Ontology annotation, cellular component: nucleus. Lineage: Eukaryota; Fungi; Ascomycota; Lecanoromycetes; Lecanorales; Parmeliaceae. The record is from RefSeq and is a predicted model, not a curated record. Gene Ontology annotation, molecular function: RNA binding. The transcript is spliced from 6 exons. Gene Ontology annotation, biological process: ribosome assembly. Bases 1 to 576 code for a protein of 191 amino acids.
AUGCGUGCUCUCACAGAAACCGAGACUCAAACCCUCUUCUCGAAACUGGCGAAUUACAUGGGCCCCUCCAUCAAGAAUCUCAUCGCCCCAGCAGAUUCGAACCCCUCCACAGACCAGACACGCAUGAUCUUCAGACUUGGAAAUCAGGACCGAGUCUACUACUGCUCGGAGUAUCUAGCAAAUCUUUCUACGUGUGUCGCGCGUGAGAAUUUGCUUUCGGUCGGAACCUGCUUAGGCAAGUUCACUAAGACUGGAAAGUUUCGGCUCCAUAUUACAUCUUUGAAUGUUAUAGCACCGCAUGCUCGCUACAAGCUAUGGGUGAAACAGAACGGCGUGAUGCCAUUCCUUUACGGAGGAAACAUCGUGAAAGCCCACGUGGGAAGGUGGAGCGAGGAUUGCCCGGAGCAUCAAGGAGUUGUAGUGUUAGGAAUGGAUGAUACGCCUCUAGGUUUCGGUGUCACAGCAAGAUCGACAGCUGAGGCAAGAAGGCUUGAGCCAACAGGCAUUGUGUGUUUUAGGCAGGCGGAUGUUGGGGAGUAUCUCAGAGAAGAGGAUACUCUUUUUACAACGACGUAG